UGUCAUUUGAGAAAAUAAAAUACAAAUAAGGCUAGCUUCAUACAUUCGGAAUGGUUAAAUUAUAUUCCAUAAUCUGAAUUCUGAUAUUAUUAAUUCAGAUUUCAGAAAGAUCAGUUUCUCAGAUUAUUUCUUUUAGACUUGUGUGAGCGUGAUGAUAGAUGCGGAAAAGUUAAUUUUGUGCGUCCAAACCCGCCCUUGUAUAUGGGAUAUUUACGAUGUAGAUUAUUAUGACCGGGAAAAAAAAGAUUUAGCGUGGAUAGAUAUUUUUCAUAUUUUUAAUCCAAAUUGGGAAACAUUAUGUGAAGAACAGAGAAAAAUAAAAAUUGCAGAACUCAAAAAGAAAUGGGGUAACUGUCGUGAUUAUUACUUGAAGGAUGAAGAAAAAUUGAAGGGUUUUAAAGGAUCUGCUCCAAAAAAAAGUAAAAGAUAUGUUCACGCAGACAUUUUAAGUUUCUUAGACAAAAUAAAGAAAAACGAAAGAAACAAUAAAAAAAAUUAUGAAACCGAUGACACUGAUGAAGAAGAUGAAGAUGAGGAACAAUGGGAUGUUAGAACACAUAGAGAGCAAGAAGAUAUAAAAACGGAAUAUAUACACAUUAUGGAUAGUAAUACAUAUGAAGAAUCGAAAGCUAAACAGGCAAUACCACAAGCUGUACCAGCUGAUAUAUUAAAAAUAUUAAAGAUGAAAAAAAACACAGCAACUAAAGAUUAUGACGAUGAUGAAAAAUAUCUUUUGAGUUUUUUAGGUGACAUGAAAAAAAUGACACACAUGCAAAAAAUUGACUUUAAGUUAGGAAUGAUGCAAUUACUUAAAAAUAUAUUCACAGAAAAUUCAGAUAAUUAUUAUAUUAAAUCAAACACCCCUAGCCCUCAAAGUAGCUAUAGGUAAUAAGAGUUAACUACAUGAUAGUAGGUUUCUCAACAGGGCUUGCUAGAGUGGUCAAAGAAAAUUGACAAUAAUUUUCAUACAUGUCACAUAUUUUGUAAAUAUAAUAUUAGAAUUGGAUUUAUUUUGGAGUGAUUGAAAUGCUCAUCAUAAUAGAUUUUCCUGUGGGAAUGAGAUAUUUAACUCCUAACUAUGCCCAGUAAUAAAAAUAUAUCAAUAUUGCUGCAUUGCGAUGUGAAAAGAAGACAAACCAACUUUAACUUUAUCUUCCAGCCCAGUUGAUUAUAUUUUCAAUUUUGUCUACAACACUGAACUUAACCAGCAGGUUGUCAUUUAGUUGAUCCACAUUUGACUUCUAAAACUAAUGAAACCUUCACAUGUAGGAAGUUUUUCUUUUUAAUAAAUAUUUUAUUGUAUGAA
Molecule: messenger RNA, 1306 nt
Organism: Colias croceus (clouded yellow)
Lineage: Eukaryota; Metazoa; Arthropoda; Insecta; Lepidoptera; Pieridae
Exons: 3
Coding region: 152-889 (245 amino acids)
Biological process (GO): regulation of transcription by RNA polymerase II
Cellular component (GO): nucleus; transcription regulator complex
Molecular function (GO): DNA binding
Source: RefSeq, a predicted model, not a curated record